CCUUUGGCCUUUUUUAGUGCAUUUUGUAAAAGGCACAACAAUUAAUUUAAUUUCGGAAAUCUUGAAUAAAAACCGGUGUUCCUAAUCCAUCAUGUCCACCAGGUGGUAUCCCAUCUACCAGCGCGGUAAUCCGCAACUCCGGGUUUUCCUCCCCAACUUCUGGAUGAAAUUGAUUCGUCCCACGGAGGAGCAGCCCCCAAAUGUGGUCACCUUUUCGGUUUCAAUGGAAAUGACCAAAUACGAUGUGCGUAGCUACCUGGAGAAGAUCUACAAACUGCCAGUGGUGGAUGUGCGAACUCGUAUUGCCCUGGGCGAAACCAAAAAGGAUCAAACCUAUGGCUAUAUCACCAAGAAAGAUGAUGUGAAACUGGCUUAUGUAACAUUGCCCAGGGAAGAGUCGUUUGUCUUCCCCGAUUUCUUCUCGGAAAAGGCUGAAAAACAGGCCAAAGAAGAGAAGUCACUUGAUGACUCCAAGGAAGGUUUCCGCCGGUUUCUGGACAGGAAUAAGAAAAGGCCCGGCACUCCAGGCUGGUUUUCCAUUUAGUUUUUAAGUCUAUAGCCUAAGUUUCUUUGUUGUUUCAACGGGUAAAUAAACAUUUAUUUCGAAAGUCCGAAUAAUUUAAA
This is a messenger RNA of Drosophila elegans, 624 nucleotides long. It is a transcript of the gene mRpL23, whose product is annotated as 39S ribosomal protein L23, mitochondrial. The record is from RefSeq and is a predicted model, not a curated record. Bases 92 to 544 code for a protein of 150 amino acids. Gene Ontology annotation, cellular component: mitochondrial large ribosomal subunit; ribosome. Gene Ontology annotation, biological process: mitochondrial translation. Gene Ontology annotation, molecular function: structural constituent of ribosome. NCBI's taxonomy places the organism in Eukaryota, Metazoa, Arthropoda, Insecta, Diptera, Drosophilidae. The transcript is spliced from 2 exons.